CGUGAUUUCACCGGCGGCUGUAAUAAUUGUAGGUAUGAUAGCCAGAAGAUACGACAGGCUGUUAGUCACGAAUCGAUAUCGAAUAUCAGCACCACCCGCCAGAUGUGGCAGCGCAGGGAACAGGAGGAAGGCAUGCAAAGGUCCGCAACUGUGGCGGUAGCGACCAGAGCCGUCCCGAGGGUGCCCGACCACCGCCUCGUCACUGCCGCUGACGACGACGACAGGGUGUUCGACGUAGGCCGCGAAUCGACCGGUAGGGCGUACUGCGAAGACACGGAAGAGAUAGCGAAGCAGUUGACGGUAAUGGACCGAGCGGUGAGGGCGUACCAGCUGUCCCCGCAAAACAUCGGUGGGAGUUUGCCGGCUCGUUACUCUCCAAAGACAGACGGCUACUAUGGCUAUUACGCAGAGGAAGAGAAUUUUAGUUCCGAAGGCAUGGCGAAGGGCGACGCCUUGUUCGAAAGGGAGAAACAGCUGCUGAUUGCCUACGUCCAACAGCAUAGCGACGUUGUGACGAAUCUCGGCAUAUCUGUUCCUUCGUACUUGAAGGAGUCUCGAAGAAACAAAUACGCAAACUUCAGAGUUGAGCUUUGUGCCUUCGACGAGAAAAGACCGUACCAAAACUACUUGCCUCAAAGCAAGAGCACUGGGGACAUCUAUCAAAUCAAAUCACGUCCAAGUGAUACAUCGCCGGCAGCGAUAACUAGAGGAACGAGGUACGUGAGGCAGAAGCCAUCGAACCCCUCCGGUAGUCUGCAACGCAAGAUCGUGCUUCAGCAAUCAGGGGACCAGCUGCAACGGUCCCCGGCCAAAUACCAAUCUGUUAUGCUGGAUCGGAACACCUACAGAAGCGGCAUUUCAGUGGUGUUGCCAGAUCGCAAACGGUACCCUCCGUACGGCGAGGUAAAACCUCCUCCAGAAGAGAGUCCGCGCAGUCGACUGAUGGCAGACCAAGUUCGUGAACUGAAAAACCGCGAAAAAGAGCUUCAGCGUUCUCACGAGUAUUCUGUCCGGAACGAGAAUUUUCCAGAACGUCAUGAAUUAGUCAUUACUUCUCCAAAAGCGAGCGAACGUCGAACUACUGGCAGCUAUAAUCAGCCGGACGGCGGCCGACUAGCAAAUGACGAAGCCGCCCGGUUGCCAUACCAAAACGAGGACAGAUAUUUUAAUGCUGCCUUUGGUGCCCAGUCGGCAGGAAGUGGCAACGUCCAUGAGGCUUAUAAAGAGUUCAAAGAAGCCGUCAUUGCCUCGGCCAUAAACGUGCUUGGACUCAGAGGUCCGUACACAUUCACCCACAAAACUAGUGAUCCAAUAAACCUUGAAACAGAUCGAGAUGAUGAAGGCCUCUGGGUGGAUGAAAUUCCUCCGGGGUUAAUUAAGCCGGAUUUCCGAAAAGAAUCGAAGAAAUAUUGCGACCCUGAUCCUGCGCUUGCCACCAAACAGGUUUCACAGGGUCGUUCAACGUCCUCCACGUUGCUGAAAGCUCCCGAUGACUUGAUUACUCACACUCCUGUUAUGGCCGUUGAAAAUCUGCCAGUUAUCGAGCGCAUUGAGCAGGAGAUCCAAAAUCUUAUGGAUCGAGAGGAAGAGCUGAAGUAA
This is a messenger RNA of Soboliphyme baturini, 1599 nucleotides long. The record is from the annotation of a GenBank genome assembly. Lineage: Eukaryota; Metazoa; Nematoda; Enoplea; Dioctophymatida; Soboliphymatidae.